Molecule: messenger RNA, 732 nt
Organism: Orbilia oligospora ATCC 24927
Lineage: Eukaryota; Fungi; Ascomycota; Orbiliomycetes; Orbiliales; Orbiliaceae
Exons: 3
Coding region: 1-732 (243 amino acids)
Biological process (GO): mycotoxin biosynthetic process
Source: RefSeq, a predicted model, not a curated record
AUGAACGACAUUACGAAUAACAAAGCUUCUGAGGAAGGGCAGGCCUUUCUUUCCAGUGAUCGAGGCAGCGAGGAUGCAUUAUGGCAGAAGCGGACCGAGAAGCGCGGGAUCUCGUGGUAUCUGCGGCUCUUUCUAGAAAUCGCCAUGGCCGCCACGAUCGUUGGUCUAUUAGUCUGGAACUCAUAUCUAGGAAGAGACACCAUCAAAAGGACUCCGGUGCCACGGCUCCCACGCAAGCUCUACACUUUUCAAGGCAACUCAACGCUCAUGCACGAUAAAAUGUUCUUCAACAAAACAGAUACGCUACAUACUCUUCACAACUGGAUUCCUCUAAGCUCAGCGAGCCGUGGGUACAUAGUUGUCAAGGAUGCGCACCGAUACGACCUCCCGAAUCCCUAUACCAUCGCAGUCGACCGCUAUAAAGAUGGGCCAGGAUAUAUGAUGACAGUCUUCCAUCAGCUGCAUUGCUUGUCAUACCUUGUGGAACAUUACCAAGAAGGCUACGAUGGUGUCAAAUUAACCGAGGAAGUUGCCCACCACACGGCGCAUUGCUUCAAUUAUAUCCGCCAGGGCCUCAUGUGCUCGGCUGAUGUUACCUUGGAGGGUAAAACAGAUGCAGGCCCUGGAGAGGGAUCGGAGCAUGAGUGCGUAGAUUACGAUGCUCUGUUGGAGUGGGCCAAUAAUCAUUCCGCAAUGAAAUGGCGUAACGUUCCGGAUGAAGCGACGCUUUGA